Messenger RNA from Dermatophagoides farinae (American house dust mite), 1751 nucleotides. RefSeq lists its product as uncharacterized. Lineage: Eukaryota; Metazoa; Arthropoda; Arachnida; Sarcoptiformes; Pyroglyphidae. The record is from RefSeq and is a predicted model, not a curated record.
GUAUAAAUUGAAGCAAUGUUAGUAUACUAUGAAUUUGUUCCCAAUCAAUCGAUCAGCCAACCAAUGCCAUUAUUGGCGAUCAUUUUGAUGUUGACAACAACGGCGACAACCGUAAUUGGUACGUGUGCGUUCAUAAAGCGGAAAAAAACUGCCAUUAAAACAGCGGCAAACGAUUCUGAGCAACCGGCAGAAGAUGAAGAUAUUGAAGCUGGUGAUGAUGAGCAGGCCAUUAGCGAUGCUGGAGCAACCAAUGGUGACAAUGAAGCUGUGGUCGAGCAAAAAGUACAAGGAGAAAAAGUGGGUGUGAUAAAAGAAGAGAAAAUAAAGGAAAUUAUCAAAAAUAUUGUCCAACAACAACUGGUACCGAUAAAAUUGGAGAAAGUUAAGGUCGAAAAAAUUGAUUCAACUCCCAUCGCAAUCGAUGAAAAUAUAACAUUACGAAUAUCUGAAACAAUGUCAGAAAAAGAACAAGAAAGACGGCCACCGGAUAAAAGUCAACAAAAAUCGUCAUUCAAUAGCCAGGCAUCAAUUAAAUUGUCGACAAAACGAAUGUUACGAAGUAGUGGAAGUAAAAUACUAAAUAAAAGAUCAGUAACGGCCAAAAAAGAUUUCAUGAAACUGUUUGUGGCGUUGAAACAGCCUCACAAAAAAUAUUCUUCAUCAGCGUCAAUGACGAUCAGGGGUGGACAAGCGCAAAAAAUUCCAAAAAUUUUUGUUUUCAAAAAAAAUAUGUCAAAAGCCAACACACUGAUGAUUAAUAAAAAACAAAUGAUGAAAAAAGAAAUUAAAGGUGAUGAUUUUUCAACCGAACAAUUACUAAUCGAACCAAAAACGAUAAAAACUAAAGAUUCAGAGGAAAUGAUUUCUAUCAAAGCCAAAGCUAUUGUCCCAGUUUCGGUACACAAAACAAAAACAAAAACAAAAACAAACUUGACAACAACAACAACUAUUAUUAAACCAAAAGUAAUCAGAAAAAAAGAUAUGAUCAAGUGGAUAACGGAUUCUGCGGCAUCCAAAGAACAACAAAGAUUUGACAUGAAACAUAUACUGGAAAGAUUAUUACGUAAAAUCAAUCUUUGGCCUAAAACAAUAACGAAAACCACACAACAACGAUCACCAACAACUGGAAUAAUACGUUCGGUAACAAAACCACCAAUAACGAAGAUGGCACAAUCAAGAAUCAAAACAUCUGGAUCAUUGCCGAACAAAAGUGUGCAACAACCACAAUGGCAAACAACCAGCACUCGAUACGAUAAUGAAGAUGAUUACCAACUUAAAAGGAGAAAGUCAUUUUCAAAACCAGCAUCUAUUAGCCACCAUUGGGAACUACAAAAACAACAACAACAACCGCGAUCAAUACAAAGGUCAGUGAAACUGAUUGGUUAUGAUAAUGAUCAAAGAUACAAAACUUCACCACCACCAUCACCAACAACAUUUCGAUCUAAACCAAUGAUGAAAAAACAAUCACCACAGGAAACGAUUCGUGUUAGCGAAGCUUUACUCGUACCUCAACGAUUAAAAUUGAAAUUAAUAAGACAAAAUGUUAGAAAAUCACCGGAAAUAUUCAACCACAUUAUUCGGCCAUCAUCACCAAAAACAUCAACACCGAAAUGGUGGAACGAUCGAAUGAUAAUCAUUAAGAAAUCACCCAGAUGGACACCACCGCCAUUAUGGCUAAAAAAAUCAGAAUCAAAAUCACCGAAAAUUAAAAUUCCAACACGUUAUGUUUCACCACGAUAAUCGAAUAUUCC